Messenger RNA from Racocetra persica, 294 nucleotides. Lineage: Eukaryota; Fungi; Glomeromycota; Glomeromycetes; Diversisporales; Gigasporaceae. The record is from the annotation of a GenBank genome assembly.
AUACUCUUUUGGAAAAUAUGAGGCCUAUGAUAGAUGAAGAUAAAAUUAUAAAGGACCUGAUUAAAGACGCAGAGAAAAUGGAGUUAGAAUCAACGAAAAAAGAAUUGAAAAAUGGCAAUAUUCCAAAAAAUAUAGUAGAAUCACGACUUAAAGUAGUUUUAUGGAUAAUAGAUCAUAUUAAUAAAGAAAAGACAAAAAUUGAUAAAAAGAAAAGUAUUGAGGAAAUUGAAGAAAAGAAAAGUAUUGAGGAAAUUGAAGAAAAGAAAAGUAUUGAGGAAAUUGAAGAAAAAAAAA